UUGUUAGCUUGUUUAGCCAGAGAGAUGGCAGAGCAGCCACCGGUGAAUUAUCCCCAUUAUGAUGGAUUUUUGGAUCUACAGGACAGGAACAGCGUCCUGGUGAAAGUGAAAACCAUCACAGGAUCAAGGAGGGUUGGAGUGAGAGGACAGGAAAGGAGACAUCAGCGAUCAAGUAAUCCGACUGCACUUUCCCUAGACGGAUGCUCCGGACGAGACCAUUCUCAUCGGUGUCUGUUCAGCUUGGCAGGCCGCUCUUCAGUAGAGAAGUUCUGAUCCCUUGUUCCUCCCAGAUACCGACACCAAAGUGUUAUCAGCUGAUACCAGGAGAUCCCUCCUAAACAUGUUUCCACAAUCAGGGAAAUCCAUUGUCUUUGACAACUUUCCAGACCCAACGGACACCUGGGAAAUUAUCGAGACAAUCGGCAAAGGGACCUACGGAAAAGUCUACAAGGUGCUCAACAAGAUAGAUGGCAGCAAAGCGGCUGUGAAGAUACUGGAUCCUAUUCAUGAUAUCGAUGAGGAGAUCGAAGCGGAGUACAACAUCCUCAAAGCGCUCUCUGACCACGCCAAUGUUGUCAAGUUCUACGGGAUGUUCUACAAGAAGGAUAUAAAAUGUGGAGAUCAGCUGUGGCUUGUUCUGGAGCUCUGCAACGGUGGCUCUGUGACAGAUUUGGCUAAAGGCAUGCUGAAGAGAGGAGACAGGAUGGAUGAAGCCAUUAUUGCCUACAUCCUGCAUGAGGCUCUCAUGGGCCUGCAGCACCUGCACAUCAACAAGACAAUCCACCGAGACGUCAAAGGCAAUAACAUCCUGUUGACGACGCAGGGAGGGAUCAAACUUGUGGAUUUCGGUGUUUCCGCCCAGCUGACAAAUACCCGCCUGAGGAGGAACACGUCUGUGGGAACCCCCUUCUGGAUGGCUCCUGAGGUCAUAGCCUGUGAACAGCAGCUGGACUCGACCUACGAUGCUCGCUGUGACGUCUGGUCGCUCGGCAUCACCGCUAUAGAGCUGGGAGAUGGAGACCCACCUCUGUCUGACCUUCACCCUAUGAGAGCUCUUUUUAAAAUACCCAGAAAUCCUCCGCCUACUCUCCACCAGCCGGAGCUCUGGUCAGACGACUUUAACGACUUCAUCUGCAAAUGCCUUAUCAAGGAUUUUGAACUGAGACCAAACGUGCUGGACCUGCUGCAGCACGUCUUCAUCAAACAGAUUGUGGGCAGAGAGAAAAUCCUACAGAAGCAACUGAUCGAACUCAUUGAUCUAAACCAACAAAUAGGAGUUAUUGAAAAAACAAGGCAUGAACGCAUUCACACUAAAAGAGGAAGCCACAUGAAGACGCAGAGUGACCCCGAUGAGGUGGACGACCUCGCAACCCUGGAAGUUCUAGAUGAGAACACCGUCACAGAGCAGCUUCAGAGCCGCUAUGGGAGAGAUCAGAUUUACACAUACGUGGGAGACAUCCUCAUCGCAGUCAACCCUUUCCAUAAGAUGGAGAUAUACACUCCUCAGUAUAAUAAGAUCUACAUAGGAGCUAAGCGUUCUGCUAACCCUCCACACAUCUUCGCUGUGGCCGACAUCGCCUACCAGUCCAUGGUGUCAUACAACGCUGACCAGUGCGUUGUGAUCAGUGGAGAGAGUGGAGCUGGGAAAACAGAGAGUGCCCAUCUGUUGGUGCAGCAGCUGACUGUACUUGGAAAGGCCAACAAUCGGACACUCCAAGAGAAGAUCCUGCUGGUGAACAGCCUGGUCGAGGCUUUUGGGAACGCCUGCACCGUCAUCAACGACAACUCAAGCCGCUUCGGGAAGUACCUGGAGAUGAAGUUCACAUGUGGAGGAACUGUAAUCGGAGCGCAGAUAUCUGAAUACCUGCUGGAGAAAUCCAGAGUCAUCCACCAAGCUGUAGGGGAGAGGAACUUUCACAUCUUCUACUACAUCUACGCCGGCCUCGCCGACAGGAAGAAACUUGCUCACUACAAGCUCUCCGACAGCAAAGCGCCUAAGUAUCUGUGUAAUGACCACAUUAAACUGGGACCUGACAUCGUGAGCAGCAGCUUCUACAAGGAGCAGUUUGAUGCAGUGGAGCAGUGUUUCAAAGUCAUUGGAUUCACCCUGGAGGAGCUGGGCAGUGUUUACAGCACUCUGGCUGCCAUCCUCAACUCAGGUGAUAUUGAGUUUUCUCCAGUCGCCUCCGAGCAUCAAACAGACAAAAGCAUCAUCUCUAACAAUUCUGUCCUGGAGAACGUGGCAUCACUGCUGUGCAUCCGCUCAGAUGAGCUCCAGGAAGCCCUGACCUCCCACUGCGUGGUGGCCCGAGGGGAGACGAUCGUCAGGCCCAACACGGUGGAGAAGGCGGGGGAGGUGAGGGACGCCAUGGCCAAGGCUCUCUACGGUCGCCUCUUCAGCUGGAUCGUGAAUCGCAUCAACGCACUGCUGCGGCCAGACACCAACCUGGGAGACGAGGACAAGGGCCUGAACAUCGGCAUCCUGGACAUCUUUGGCUUUGAGAACUUUAAGAAGAACUCUUUCGAGCAGCUUUGCAUCAACAUCGCCAACGAGCAGAUCCAGUUUUACUUCAACCAGCACAUCUUUGCCUGGGAGCAGGAUGAGUACCUGAAUGAGGAGGUGGAGGCUCGGAUGAUCGAGUACGAGGACAACCGGCCCCUCCUGGACCUGUUUUUACAGAAACCCAUGGGGAUGCUUUCACUUCUGGAUGAGGAGAGUCGCUUCCCACAGGCCACGGACCAAACCCUCGUAGAGAAAUUUGAUGAUAACCUCAAGACAAAGAGCUUCUGGAGACCAAAGAGGGUGGAUCUUGGCUUUGGCAUCCACCACUACGCUGGAAAGGUGAUCUACAACGCUGCGGGCUUCUUGGCUAAGAAUAGGGACAUGCUGCCGGCGGAUAUCAUCCUGCUGCUGAGGGGGUCGGAGAACGAGCUCACCCGUAAGCUCGUCACCCAUCCGCUCACCAAAACAGGCAACCUUGCCCACACCAAGGGCAAAGGCAUAAACACAAUCCGGACCCCGUCACGCACCAUGACUUUGGCUAAGCCGCCUGAUUCGGCGGAUACCCCGUACCAUCCAAGAGAGACCACCAACAUGAGAACGCAGACUGUAGCCUCCUAUUUCAGAUACUCUCUGAUGGACCUGCUGUCAAAGAUGGUCGCCGGGCAGCCUCACUUUGUCCGCUGUAUCAAACCAAACAACGACCGCCAUGCCAACAAGUUCGACCGGGAGAAGGUUCUUGUUCAGCUGCGAUACACCGGAGUCCUGGAGACGGCUAAGAUCAGACGGCAGGGCUACUCUCACCGCAUCCUCUUCACUAACUUCAUCAAGAGAUACUAUGUCGUGGCUUUCAAUGCUCACGAGGAGCCAGCUGUCACUCCAGAAACAUGUGCUGCAAUACUGGAGAAGGCCAAGCUGGAGAACUGGGCAAUGGGGAAGACCAAGGUGUUCCUGAAGUACUACCACGUUGAACAGCUGAACCUGAUGGUGCAGCAGGCCACACAGAGGAUCGUCCUGCUGCAGGCCUACGUCCGAGGCUGGCUGGGAGCGAAGCGAUACCGACGGAUCUUAAAGGAGCGAGAACAGAGCGCUCUGGUGCUGCAGUCAGCUUACAGAGGUCACAGAGCACGGAAGAAGGUGGCUGACGACAAGAGCAAAGCAAAGUUUGAGGCCUUUAUUAUUCAGUUUCAAGCUGUUUGCAGAGGUUAUCUGGCCAAAAAGAAAUACAAGGAGCUGGUGGACGAGAAGAACAAGGCUGCAACCAAGAUCCAGGCCCGCUACAGAGGGCACAAGGAGAGGAAGAACUUUAAAGGAAAACGUGAAGCCAAAGAGAAAGAAAAGGCAGAGAAGGCCCUAAAAGAAAAAGAGCAAGCAACUCUUUCAGCAGAAGAGACCACCGAUGAAGGAACUUCCCCGGCUUCAAGCAACGAAUCGAACAACGAGGAAGAGGAAACGAAGGCAGCCGUGGUUCUCCAGAGUAACUUCAGAGGCUACAAAGAGAGAAAAAAGUUUAAGGAGAGGAAAAAAGCAAACGCUAAGACUGAACCAGACGUACCUCAGAAUGCCAUGGAGGAAAAGGAAGGAGCAACAGAGCCAACCAGCAAGGAUGAAGAGGAGACAGCUGAUAAACAAGAUGAGCACGAUGACGAGGAGGACUGUGAUAGUGAUCACACACAUGUGCCAGAUGAUGAACAUGCAGAAGUGGAUUAUGACACCCCCAUUGAGGAUGCAGUUGCAGCAGAUGUUUGGCAGGAAGAGCAGGAUGAGAGCAAGAAUGUGGAGAAUGAAAAAGAAGAGUCAGCGACCAUAGAGGAAGAAACCAAGGCUGCCACCGUUCUCCAGAGUAACUUCAGAGGUCACAAAGAGAGGAAGAGGCUACAAGAGGAAGGCAAGAUCCCAGUGAAGAAUAAGAAAGCCAAAAGCUCUGAAAAAGCAGCAGUUUCUCAAAGUGAUGUCAAAGCAGGAGAGCAAGAUGAAACCAAAGCAGCUGUUGUUCUCCAGAGCAACUUCAGGGGCCACAAAGAGCGCAAACGCCUGGAGAAGGAAGGAAAGAUCCCCAAAAAAGGGAAGAAGGAGACAAAGAAAUGUGUGCCAGAAGCAGGAGCAGAGGAGGAGAAAGCUGCAACUGUCCUGCAGAGUAACUUCAGAGGCCAUCGAGAACGGAAGAAAUUUAAAGCAGAGAAAGAAGCCAGGAAGAAAGCGAAAGAAGCUGCUGAUUAUGAUAUAGCAGAGGAAGCAACGGAGGAAGCUCUGGAAGUUUCUGAUGUUGUAAUAGAACAAAAAGAUGCUGAAAAGGAGAGACAAGAAGAAGAGCAGGCAGCAGUGAAGAUCCAGAGCAACUUCAGAGGGUACAAGGACAGAAAGAACCUGAAGGCCAACAAGCAAACGGCCAAGAAAGAAGCUGCUCAGCUGGAGAACUUCUCCAUAGAGAUCACAAAGGCCUCUCAGGACUUUCUGGCCCUGCAGCAGAAGUUGAAUGCGAUCAUCGAGGCCCAUCAGUCAAACCCAGAGAAGAACGGCAUGUUUGUGAGAGGGAAAGCAGUGAAUGGAUUCGCUGCCCAGAACCACCAAAGUCCCAGUGGACCCAGUUGGAGGGAUGUAGUGGUAGUGGAAGAGUCAGCUCUUACCAGCAUGCUACCAAGAUUUGAAGAUCUCAUAAAAACUGUCCUGGCUGGGUUGUCCACAUGGGUCUUGAGGGCUGGACUGGCUGUAGCAUGCCCGUGCUUUUUUAUUCUUGAUGACAUGUCUUGUGCUAGGGCUGAGAAGAGACUGUCAAGGACCCCCCGCAGGACCCAGCAGCCAAAGACCCUGAACACACCAGAGGACUCGACCUAUUACAACCUAAUCCAUCGGUCUGUCCAGGACGAUAAACGAAAGCCCAGGAAAGAGGAUCAAGGAAAGCUGCUGGAUGUGGACGACCCUUACUACCAGGAACUGUCCUCCAGCCGGUCUGAACCAGCCCUUCCCACGGACUACGCCUCCCCCAGCAGAACACCAGAGAGACAGAUGUCAGUAGAGAGGAGAAAGUCGACGGACAGGAGGAGGUCUUUGGACAGGAGACACUCUUCUUUAGUCAGCAGGCAGCCCAGAGAGCGGGCCGUCACUGAACCAGGACCUCCAAAGCGUGGAAGUGACAGCAGGCGCUCAGUUCCCAGAAUGCCCUCCACUGAGAGUCAGGCUGAGGAUAACCCUUAUGACUUCAGAUACCUACUGAGGAAGACCUCCCAGAGACGAAGGCUCAUCAAACACUACUGAACACAUGACUGAAAUGUCUUAGCCAUUUGGCCCCUGCUGGUCUAAAUCUGUAUAUUUAUGAGUCAUUUCAUCAUCAUAGCAUUUUCAAAAUGUUUGACACUUUUUAGUUUGUGACUGAUUUCAUCUGCACCAGUUAAAUGAAUCCAUGCAGCGUAGAUGUAAAGGCACUUUCUGUAAAUAACAAAGGUACGCUUUUAAAACUGGCUGUAAAUGAAGGGUCUAUUUAUGUAGUUUGUAAAGUAGACAAUGCUCAUUUUGCUGCAUCAGUUUCUGGCUGGUUUGAGUCCAUCCAUGUGUAUUUUAUCAUCAAAUAAAACCCUGUAAAAUAUCUAUAGAUCAUGUAAAUAAAUAGCCAUGC
Messenger RNA from Cheilinus undulatus (humphead wrasse), 6113 nucleotides. RefSeq names its product myosin IIIA (gene myo3a). Gene Ontology annotation, cellular component: myosin complex. The transcript is spliced from 38 exons. The coding region runs from base 341 to 5755 and encodes 1804 amino acids. Gene Ontology annotation, biological process: protein phosphorylation. Gene Ontology annotation, molecular function: ATP binding; cytoskeletal motor activity; protein binding. The record is from RefSeq and is a predicted model, not a curated record. Lineage: Eukaryota; Metazoa; Chordata; Actinopteri; Labriformes; Labridae.